AUGGCUGUGAGGUUAUUGUCUAAAUUAAAGGUUCUACCUGAAGUUCGAGGUGUUGCGAACGCCAGUUCAGCUGCUGCACCCGCUACACUAUCAGAUUUCGAUCUUCAGCAUAAGACACCAGUUAUCAGGCAACAGAAGUUGAUCCCAAAGGCGCACUAUGGUGGUCGUCACGCUGUUACAAUGCUACCGGGUGGUGGCAUCGGUCCUGAGUGCAUGGGUUACGUGAGAGACAUUUUCAAGUACAUUGGUGCACCUGUGGACUUUGAAGUUGUCAACAUUGAUCCUAAUGUUGACAAUGAUCAUGAUGUACAAUACGCCAUCACUACUAUCAAACGGAACGGUGUUGGCAUUAAGGGCAACAUUGAAACAAAAAGUGAAGCUGCCUAUGUGACGUCACGCAACGUAGCUCUGCGUAAUGAACUCGACAUGUACGCUUACGUAAUGAACUGCAAGUCCUUCCCAGGAGUCACCACCAGGCAUAAGGAUAUUAAUAUUUCUAUUAUCAGACAAAACACUGAGGGAGAGUAUGCCAUGUUGGAACACGAGUCAGUUCAUGGUGUUGUCGAGUCCAUGAAAGUGGUGACGGCCAGUAAUUCUGAAAGGGUUGCCCGGUUCGCCUUUGAGUACGCCAAGAGAAACGGACGCAAAAAGGUAACAACGGUCCAUAAAGCAAACAUCAUGAAGUUGUCAGAUGGUCUGUUCUUGGAGACAUCACGAAAGAUGGCCGAGCAGUAUCCCGACAUUGAGCACAAUGACAUGAUCAUCGAUAACUGUUGUAUGCAACUUGUUGCCAAACCUCACCAAUUCGACGUGAUGUUGAUGACCAAUCUGUACGGUUCUAUAGUUUCCAACGUCGUGUGUGGACUGCUGGGCGGGGCUGGUCUUCUUUCAGGCAGGAACUAUGGCGAUCACUACGCUGUCUUCGAGCCUGGUACCAGGAACACAGGUACCGCUAUCGCCGGCAAGAACGUCGCUAAUCCCAUCGCUAUGAUCAACGCCUCAAUAGACAUGUUGGAGCACCUCGGUCACUUCUGUCACGCCGAUCUCAUCCGCAAUGCUGUAAACAAGACCUGCAAUGUUGACAAGAUCUUAACCCCUGAUGUAGGAGGCACAGCUUCCUCUACAGACGUGGUGAACGCUAUCAUUGCAUGCAUGAGCAAGGAGUACGGUACCUUCUUUCCGUGUGUCACCGGCGCUAAUAAGCCUAAGGAAACAGGAAAACCCAAAACAGCUGAAAAAAAGUCUAAAAAAUGCAAAUAG
Messenger RNA from Arctia plantaginis, 1260 nucleotides. Lineage: Eukaryota; Metazoa; Arthropoda; Insecta; Lepidoptera; Erebidae. The record is from the annotation of a GenBank genome assembly.